UAUAUUGAAAUGUGGUGUGGAGAACGUGGUUAGCAAAGUUCUUCCCAUAUAGUUAAAUUUCAAAUGCAGCGAGUAUAAUCAAAUAUGCGAUUAACAAAGAUAGCUACAUCAGUUAUGAAAAUCUUUGCUAUCGUCUAUCUUCGUAUGUGAGUCAUAAUUUGGCAGGAUGCUGAGCGAGUGGAUGUUGGAACUAAAGAAUUGAAUCAAUGUUUUGUAUUGUUUUCUUAGUAGUGUGGUGUUCUUGAGGUGAAUAAAAGAAAAUAUUUUUCCUGCCGUUUUUUCAAAACGAGGAGUUGAAGUAUAUCAUGAAUGAAGUAGGUGUGAAGGCGAAGGUGCCGAAAACAAGCCCUAUUACAGACGACUAUGAAAUUUCCAACACAGUGUUAGGUCUUGGUAUUAAUGGGAAGGUCGUCCAGUGUUACAACAAGAGAACGAGGGAAAAGUAUGCUUUGAAGGUGCUGCAUGACAAUACGAAGGCAAGGCGGGAGGUUGAUUUGCAUUGGAGGGCCAGCAACUGUCGGCAUAUUGUGCAUAUAAUUGAUGUUUAUGAGAACAGUUACAGUGGAAACAAGUGCCUUCUUGUUGUUAUGGAGUGCAUGGAAGGUGGUGAACUGUUCCAGCGAAUACAAGACAGGCAAGAUGGAGCCUUCACUGAAAGAGAAGCAGCAGAAAUAAUGCGAGAAAUCUGCCUAGCUGUCAAACAUCUUCAUGAUAUGAACAUUGCUCACAGAGAUCUGAAGCCAGAAAAUUUGCUUUAUACAAAGCCAGAUCAUACAGGUAUACUAAAGCUGACUGACUUUGGGUUUGCUAAAGAAACCUUUUCGAAGGAUACACUGCAAACACCAUGCUACACACCAUAUUACGUUGCACCUGAGGUACUUGGACCAGAAAAGUAUGACAAGAGCUGUGACAUCUGGUCAUUGGGUGUUAUAAUGUAUAUUCUGUUAUGUGGUUUCCCACCCUUUUACAGUAACCAUGGCCUGGCAAUAUCACCAGGUAUGAAAAAACGUAUACGAACAGGGCAGUAUGAUUUUCCAAACCCUGAGUGGCAGAAUGUUUCACAAGACGCAAAAGAUCUUAUCCGUGGUAUGCUGUGUAUCGAACCGACCCACCGCCUUACGAUAGAUCAAGUGAUGCAGAAUAAAUGGAUUGCUCAAUAUACAGAAGUACCACAGACUCCUUUACAUACUGGUAGAAUGCUGCGAGAAGGGGAAGAUAUCUGGCCAGAAGUUCAAGAAGAAAUGACACGCUCAUUAGCAACUAUGAGAGUUGACUAUGACCAGGUUCACAUAAAAAAUUUAGAUAAUUCGAACAACCCUCUUCUCAAUAAACGUCGUAAACGUGUUGCAGGAGAUGCUGGUGGUAUUCACCAGCAAUAGUUUUGAACAGUGUCUGAAAUAUUUGCUAUAUUGAAUGGUGCUGUUAACAAAGUGAAGUGUGCCACAAUAGAACAUUGAUGGGGGGUUAUAUAAGACUCUGUACUGGGCUUAGUUUUGUGGUAAAGUGAUUUGUGAAACUGUAUGUGUGUCUGUGUGUGUUAAUUUUUUUGGCAUUUCAUAGGGGAGUAUUAACUUUGAGUAACAGAAAGUGCAGAGUUUGGUAGUACAAAUUCUUACAUCUGAGCUAAAAAUACAGUGAAAACGAGAGUUUUGUAUGGGUUGUAUGAUACUGUUUAUAUACAGUAAAUCAUUGAUACUUUUUUGACAGUGUGCUUAAUCUCCUCUUUGAACUGUUGGUAUAUUUUAGCUACUUAAUUUUUCAAAACAGUAUUUAUGCACUUACGUUCAGCUGUGAAUUUCAUUUACUUUAGUUUUGUAAGAAAAUCUCGGUAUACUUCCAUGCAGAUCUUAAGAUCAACACAUCAGCCAAAGGAAGAGUUUGCCUGUAUCGACAAAUAUUUCUAUGGUUGGAUUGACAUGUUUAGAUUCUUAGCUAUGUAAAUAUGACCCCAUAAAUGAAUACACACUGACUUGAGUUCUUGAUCAUCAGUAUUUGUUGUACCAGAAUUGGAGAUAACCUAAGCAAUAUGAAGUGAUGAGGUUCGCAUUUGGGUGGUAGCGAUAUCAUUCUUAAGAAACUGAGUACUGUGCAUUUUGAUGUGUAAUCUGUUUGUGUUUUGUUACACUUUCGUGCCUUAAAAAAAGCCAGUUAAAAGAAGAUUUAGGCUCAUGCCUUGGAGUUGUGUACCUAUGGCUUUGUACAGAUAGUUCUUAGGAAAAAUAUGUGCAGAAGAUUUGUAAAUGAAACAGGUAGUAUCAGAAAAUAGAAGAAACAAUUAAAAGUGCAUUUUGUCGUGCUCAAAGUAAUAUUUCAGUUGUUUAUUUUCAUUUGUAAGUGCUUUAGAACAUGGUUCUCUCCCAUUGAUACUGGAGAGUUGAUUGUGUUGUUAAAAACAAUUUUCAGUAGAUUGCAGACAAGACAUCAACCGGUUAACUGACAACAUAUUACUGCUGCAUUGUGUAGACAAAAAUUUGUAGAUGAAUAAAACCUGUAUGCACCAUUUGUGUAUGAUAAAUGCUGAUUUUGUAUUUUUGUCGGAAAUUAGUAUUAUGAAGUAUUUGUAUUAUUUUGAAAUGACACACAUUACUAAAUCUGAAAAGUGAUCAUAUUAUAAGCAAUCCAGAAUAGAAAAUAUUUGACUGCAGAAGCCAUGUGCAAAAAUUUGGCUCACAUUUAAUAAAUAUAUCAUGUAUAAGAUGCUGUGUAAUAUUUGUCAAUACAAACAAACAAGUUGAUUGUUGAA
Schistocerca cancellata (South American locust) is the source of this 2743-nucleotide messenger RNA. It is a transcript of the gene MAPk-Ak2, whose product is annotated as MAP kinase-activated protein kinase 2. The record is from RefSeq and is a predicted model, not a curated record. Gene Ontology annotation, molecular function: mitogen-activated protein kinase binding; calcium/calmodulin-dependent protein kinase activity; calmodulin binding. Gene Ontology annotation, cellular component: nucleus; cytoplasm. NCBI's taxonomy places the organism in Eukaryota, Metazoa, Arthropoda, Insecta, Orthoptera, Acrididae. The transcript is spliced from 8 exons. Bases 306 to 1379 code for a protein of 357 amino acids. Gene Ontology annotation, biological process: peptidyl-serine phosphorylation; intracellular signal transduction; protein autophosphorylation.